UUGGUGUAUUGUGCUGGGUCAUAUGCGGUGUUUGCCCAGCUAAACCCCUCAUCCUCUCCCCCGCCAAGGCUCUUGCUUUCUGAGCUUAAACCCCAUUCUCCGACAACCCGAUAAAGAUUCCGAAUUUCCUGGAAAAGUGGUCGCCUGAUUUUGUUUUCUGCGUUUAAUCUCUCGUCGGCUUCAUGGGUUUGAAGGCUUAAGUUUUGGUAUAGCUUGUUUUGGGAAGAAGUCUCGCAAUAGUUCAUGGCGUCUCUCUCUUUCACGCAGUUUCUCUCCCUGACCAGAUGCAGUUCCGAUGUCUCUUAUAUCCGGACACCGGAUUUUGUUCAGCUUCGAGGUUUAAAUUGCAAUGGUAAGCCGAGUUUUACGGUUUCUGCCCGGAGAAAGAUUUCAGAGUCGGCACCUCUGGUUGAUGAAGAAGAUGGAAAUGGAGCUGUUGGGAGAAAGACCCCAUCUAGAAGUUCUAGGAGUGGAGCUGCUCGAACGAGGAAGAAGACAGUGGUUGAUGAUGAAUUAGAGGAAAGUUCUGAACUUUGUGUGGAUGAGGAUGCCUCAGAAGAGGAAAAUGCUGUCUCAGCUUCGACUACACAGCCACGGAGAACUAGAAGGAAAGCUUUAGCAUCUUCUUCUGAUGUGGAUGAAGCGAAAACCGAGAAGAAAGUUAGGAGAAGGAGGGCUGCUAAAAAGGACAAAGAUAUUGAUAAUGCAUCUGAAGUUAGUGACCUCGAGGAGCCCCCGACAAUUGAAAAUGUGGAUGCCGAGAGUGAAGAAGACAUUGAUCUGGACAAAUAUGAGAGUGAAGAUAUUAGUUAUACAUAUGGAUGGCCUCCACUGGUUUGUUGCUUUGGAUCUGCACAACAUGCUUUUGUACCCUCGGGGAGGAGGGCAAACAGACUUUUGGAUUAUGAAUUACAUGAUCGAAUGAGAGAUGCAUUCUGGGCUCCGGAAAAGUUUAUCCGGGCACCCGGGGGAUGUGCAGGAGGUGUUGCUAUUGCUCUUGCAAGUUUGGGUGGUAAGGUUGCAUUUAUGGGCAAACUCGGGGAUGAUGAUUAUGGUCGGGCGAUGUUGUAUUAUCUGAAUGUCUGUAAUGUUCAGACACGAUCAGUUCGCAUUGAUGGUAAAAAACCUACGGCAUGUUCUACGAUGAAGCUCAGCAAGAGAGGUCGCUUGAAAACAACGUGUGUUAAAUCUUGUGCCGAGGAUUCUCUCUCAAAUUCGGAGAUUAACAUUGAUGUUCUGAAAGAGGCUAAAAUGUUCUACUUCAGCACACAUUCUCUGCUUGAUAGAAAGAUGAGGUCUACUACAUUACAAGCCAUCAAGAUAUCAAAGAAACUAGGCAGUGUUAUCUUCUAUGACGUGAACCUGCCCUUGCCGUUAUGGCAGUCCCACGAAGAAACCAAGGCAUUCAUACAAGAAGUGUGGGAUCUUGCAGAUAUCAUCGAGAUCACAAAACAAGAACUUGAAUUCUUAUGUGGAAUCAACCCAGCCGAAGAGUUUGAUACAAAGAACAACAACAGUAACAAGUUUGUCCACUAUGGUCCAGAAAUUGUGGAACCACUUUGGCAUGAGAACCUCAAGGUUUUGUUUGUGACAAAUGGCACUUCUAAGAUACAUUACUACACGAAAGAUCACGACGGUGCAGUUCUUGGAAUGGAAGAUGCACCUAUCACACCUUUUACAGGUGAUAUGUCAGCAUCUGGAGAUGGCAUCGUUGCAGGUCUAAUGAGAAUGCUGACAGUUCAGCCCGAUCUCAUAACCGAUAAAGGAUACUUGGAACGGAUGUUAAGGUAUGCAAUUGAGUGCGGGGUUGUAGAUCAAUGGCUGCUGGCACAAACACGGGGAUUUCCUGCUAAGGGAGAGAUGGAAGACGAUGAAGAUGAAGACGAAGAUGGAGAUGAAACUGAUCCGGAUGGAAUUAGGUCAGUUACCGAAAAGGAGUAUAGAACCUUAGAGUAUGCUGAUGAGGAAGAUGACCCAUAUGCUAUGAAACCAAUAGCAGAAAGGGUAUACAGGACCUUAGAGCCUGUUGGUUCAGUGAGUGAUGACAAUACAUCUUGAUUUCAAAUUGAGUGUCCAAAUUUAGGAUUAUUAUUAAAUUCCCCUUGUUUGUUAGCAUCUCCUAGCAGUGGUAUUGCCAUUGUCUUUUUCAUUUAUCUUGCCAAAACAGGUAGCAAGCUUGUUCUGUAAUAGAAGCAAGAACCUUGGAGUUCAUAUAUGAGCAUGGAUAAUGCCUGAAAAAGGCCAUGUUUUA
Messenger RNA from Tarenaya hassleriana, 2251 nucleotides. Its product is annotated as fructokinase-like 2, chloroplastic. Gene Ontology annotation, biological process: etioplast organization; chloroplast organization; plastid transcription. Lineage: Eukaryota; Viridiplantae; Streptophyta; Magnoliopsida; Brassicales; Cleomaceae. The record is from RefSeq and is a predicted model, not a curated record. Bases 244 to 2058 code for a protein of 604 amino acids. The transcript has 5 exons. Gene Ontology annotation, cellular component: chloroplast nucleoid.